AUGUCUGCGACAUGGUAUACGAAAGAUCAGCAUGGAUUCAGCAUUUUUACCUUGUUGAUUCAGCUUAUUUUCUGUCAUCUACUUUCUUGGUUGCCUUUUGUUGUCAUCCUAGCUGAUCCAGAGGAUCGUUUGGAGUCUGGCUGUGUACCCAUUGACUUUGAUGAUGGUGAUCAUCGCCAGGUACCAAUUUCUCGAGUCCGUCGCCUGCCCGAUCACUUCUCGAACCUCUGUGAAUUGGCCCAAAUCGCUCCUGACGCCGGAAAAUGCGGUAUCAGCAGCAGCCAAUCUGGAAGUCUGCACAUCGCUACUACCACCGCCUUUGCAGCAAUUGCUGCUACCACCUUUAAAAACAGUGUUGACUACACAAGUUCUGUUGCCCCGUCGGCACAUCUCUUGCUUGCCCCCAAUCAGACUGCCUUUCGUUGCAAUGACUCCAAUCUGCUGCCUCCUACAAACCUUUCUUUGUCUUCAGACUCCUCAAGGCUUGCAUUUACUCAAGCUGCUGCCAAAGGACGUACUAGAAUUCUGCCCCUUUCGACUAAUCAAAGCACCAAUGGUAUAUCGCUUCUAUCACAGCCUGGACCGACCAGAUGCCGGCAGACAAAUGUGUCUGUAGUGACUUCCAAACGGCCCGUCGGUCGUCCGACUAGGUCGAAGAUAUGA
This is a messenger RNA of Protopolystoma xenopodis, 663 nucleotides long. The record is from the annotation of a GenBank genome assembly. NCBI's taxonomy places the organism in Eukaryota, Metazoa, Platyhelminthes, Monogenea, Polystomatidea, Polystomatidae.